This is a messenger RNA of Felis catus (domestic cat), 2385 nucleotides long. It is a transcript of the gene HOXB6, whose product is annotated as homeobox B6. Gene Ontology annotation, biological process: anterior/posterior pattern specification; regulation of transcription by RNA polymerase II. Gene Ontology annotation, molecular function: DNA-binding transcription factor activity, RNA polymerase II-specific; RNA polymerase II cis-regulatory region sequence-specific DNA binding. NCBI's taxonomy places the organism in Eukaryota, Metazoa, Chordata, Mammalia, Carnivora, Felidae. The coding region runs from base 1070 to 1744 and encodes 224 amino acids. The record is from RefSeq and is a predicted model, not a curated record. Gene Ontology annotation, cellular component: nucleus. The transcript is spliced from 2 exons.
GCAGGGUAGGGAUCAGGGGAACCUAGGCUGGGGGAUGUCCCUUCCUCUUCCUCUCCUUCUCCCACAAGUGAAGAGAAGGCUAUUCCCUUUCCCCAGUGCCCCUUCCCAUUCCAAGAGCAAGCAGCAGAUGCUGGAACCAGGCAGGACGUCUUGGGCAGCCGCCGUAGCCUUCCAAGAAGCUCCUAGCCUCGCUUAGCUUAACCUAGCCACAGAGCCGGAGGGAGAACCUUGGGCUCAGACCCUCCUAUUUCCCAGACUUCUGGGUCCUCUGGGCUCUGGCCUGCCCUUCAGACCAUAAGAAUUGUGAAGAAGCGAGAAUAAUAAACCCAGGCUUGGAGGAGACAGAGUAGACCUGAGAAGCAGGAAAAACAGUUUUCACCUGGGAAGGAGAGUGCUUCCUCUUCUUCGCCUCUCUUUCUGAAAGCGAUGCUAAACAGUGAACUCUUCUUCUCUACCUACACAAAACCCUAGAAACAAACCUUUUCCUUUAGUUCUCUCCUCACCACGCGGAGAUUCAUUCGGGGGACAUUUACCCACCCUUCCCUUGAGGGAACGGGGCUCAAGCCACGCAGGGGUUAACUUUUCUGAAAACACAAUUAACUUUUUCCUAUCCUGCGUGGGGAGGGGAGGGAUAUAUUUAUUUAAUCACUGGGGGAUGGGGUGGUCUCAAUCCAAAUGCUCCCUCCUCCCUCCAAGGCACAGACGCCUCUUUCGCAGAUCCUACGUAGGUGGAACAGGACGCGUUGUGUUGUCGGGGAGAGAGAGAGAGAGAGAGAGAGGAGAAGGAGAAGAAGGAGGGAAAAAAAAAAAGGUUGAUAGGUUUGUGCGCGGGUCCCUCGCGCGGGCUGCGCUCCUCCUGGGUGCUAUUUGACAAUUCCUGCCUCUGCCAUUGGUCAGUGUUGGAUCAGAUGGUUGUAUUUCCUUCUGGCCCUCACUGGCACCUCGCCAUCCCCCCUCAGCUAAAACCCAAUCUCAGAUAUACUACUAAUAGGCGCGGCGCUCGGACUAUAAAACACAACAAAUCAUAAACCCGGCGGAGCAGCAGCGGCCGAGCGCGCCUCCCCUCCCAAUGAGUUCCUAUUUCGUGAACUCCACCUUCCCCGUCACUCUGGCUAGCGGGCAGGAGUCCUUCCUGGGCCAGCUACCGCUCUACUCGUCGGGCUAUGCGGACCCGCUGAGGCACUACCCCGCGCCCUACGGGCCCGGGCCCGGCCAGGACAAGGGCUUUGCCGCUUCCUCCUAUUACCCGCCCGCUGGCGGCGGCUACGGCCGAGCGGCGCCCUGCGACUACGGGCCGGCGCCGGCCUUCUACCGCGAGAAGGAGUCGGCCUGCGCGCUCUCGGGCGCCGAAGAGCCGCCCCGGUUCCACCCUGAGCCGCGGAAGUCAGACUGUGCGCAGGACAAGAGCGUGUUCGGCGAGGCGGAGGAGCAGAAGUGCUCCACCCCGGUCUACCCGUGGAUGCAGCGGAUGAAUUCGUGCAACAGUUCCUCCUUUGGGCCCAGCGGCCGACGCGGCCGCCAGACCUACACGCGCUACCAGACGCUGGAGCUGGAGAAAGAGUUUCACUACAAUCGCUACCUGACGCGGCGGCGGCGCAUCGAGAUCGCGCACGCCCUGUGCCUGACCGAGCGGCAGAUCAAGAUCUGGUUCCAGAACCGGCGCAUGAAGUGGAAAAAGGAGAGCAAACUGCUCAGCGCGUCUCAGCUCAGUGCCGAGGAGGAGGAAGAAAAAGCAGCGGAGUGAAGGCGUUGGAAAGGGAGGGGUACGCGAAGGGAGCGGCCUGUGGGGAGCCGAGGGCCUCGGAGAGCCCCGAGAAGGCUCUGCGGGCGGGGGACCCGGGGGACCAGCUCUCUAGCGCACGACACGUGCGGGGGGGCCCAGCGCUCUCUGGACGCCCCCGCCCGCAGAGCUCUCAUUGGGUGCUGGGAGGCCCUGCCGCCUGAGCCCACCCAGCACCCUGAGCGCCCCCUCCAUCCCUGCGGGACCCGCUUCAGCCCCAUCAGGCUCCCCUGCGAGAACUGAGGACCGGACUCACUUGAUGUUUCCUGGAAGCAGAGCAAAACGCUCUUGUCCGUGUCGCGUCUCAUUUCGUCCAUGUCCCCGGUGCACGGUUCAAUGGUAGAUUCGCAGUCCCCUCAGCGGGGGGCCUCGAAGACUCCCUGACCCCAGACCUCUCUCCCACCCCCUCCCUAAAGCCACUGGAAGGAGCACAUACUACCUAGAAGUAAGAAGAGGAGCCUCAGAAGAAAACAAAGUUCUAUUUUAUUAAUUUUCUAUGUGUUGUGUUUGUAGUCUUGUCUUAGCUCUGGACGUGAAAUACUUCGGUAAUAAUAUUAAUAUUAUUAAUAAUGAUGAUGAUAAUAAUAAUAAAGACGUUAAAACUC